AUGAAUGCAAAGCACGAUAAGUACUCACCAAGAGAGCUCCGACACCUCGAGUUCAUUUCUCAGUUCACUUCAGACAUUAGAUUCAUCAAGGGACAUAAAAACGAGGUAACAGAUGCGUUAUCCCGCAUCCAUAUAAAUACUUUAGAAAAAGAUCAGUUUGACCUUAAAAAGAUGGCUAAACUGCAAACUAUGGACGAGGAUCUGAAAAGACUAAAAAAUAGCACGAGUACUUCUUUACGUUUGCAAGAUGUUAUGCUUGAUGAAAGCCUAACUAUUACGUGUGAUGUUUCCAAAAGAAAACCGCGUCCUUUUGUCCCAUUAGAAAUGCGGAGAUUAGUUUUCUCCAAAAUACACGGCAUUUCUCACCCUGGUAUCCGAGCGACAGUUAGACUGAUAAGUGACCGAUAUAUAUGGCCGAACAUGAAUCACGAGAUUAAACAGUGGACCAGAGCAUGCCUAGCUUGCCAAAAGUCAAACGUAUUACGACAUACAGUUUCACCUAAUGGCCAGUUUCCAGAGCUUGAUGGUAGAUUCCAACACAUACACAUCGACAUCGUUGGGUGUUACCGUCAUCUAACGGUUUUACUUAUAUCUUAA
Messenger RNA from Trichobilharzia regenti, 597 nucleotides. The record is from the annotation of a GenBank genome assembly. NCBI's taxonomy places the organism in Eukaryota, Metazoa, Platyhelminthes, Trematoda, Strigeidida, Schistosomatidae.